Messenger RNA from Neodiprion fabricii, 2879 nucleotides. RefSeq lists its product as uncharacterized. NCBI's taxonomy places the organism in Eukaryota, Metazoa, Arthropoda, Insecta, Hymenoptera, Diprionidae. The coding region runs from base 389 to 2362 and encodes 657 amino acids. The transcript is spliced from 5 exons. The record is from RefSeq and is a predicted model, not a curated record.
UAACAAUAGUCUGCCUUAUAUUCUGCCAACCAGGAGCUGCCCCGCUGUGCGUCGAAUAAGAAAAUUCCUUCACCUGAGAUACAAUCGCUGGAGAAAACAUUCAGCGUGAGAGAGAACUUUUUAGUCUUUCUAGGGACAAUGAAAGAGGACUACCUAGAGUGAAUUUGUAGUUGAUGUUGAGUACGUUUGAAGGAACAGAAGUUUGUGGUGAACAAAAAAAAAAUUGUACGAUAUAUAUGUGUCAGUGCAAAUAUUUCUAAUUGCGUGCUAAGCGCAGAUUUUUUCCAAAGUUAUUCAAAAUUAAUAACGUACUAAUGAAUCAUCUUGUCAUCUACAACGUUGUGACGGGAUAUUCUUGAAUGCUGCUCUAGUUUCCACAUAGAAAAUAAUGUUUGAAACUGGUCGACGAUCUGCAACAAGUACGUCUGAGCUAGGGCUCUAUUCUGAUCGAAGUGAUCAUUACCAUAGAAAUCGCUACGGUAUUGGUGUCCGAAAGUACGUCAUCGGUAUAAUGGUGGUCCUAGCCAUCAUUCUGGUCUCAUUCCUCUUGUACGACUUCACAUCAGGAGCAACGGUGCCCAACCAGGGAGCUAAGGAGACGAAACAUAUUUACAUACUGCAAAAUGCUCUGAAAAAGCCUGUAACUCCAUACAGGAAAACCACUACCACCGUUAGUACACCUGUUUACAAUGGCAGCAAGACGGAAUUAUCGAAGAUGGAAGAUCGGUCAGAUCUUAAUUACGAGCGCGAAGAUAUUACGGGUGAUUCCGAAGAACUUGAAGAUCAGAUCGCCUCUGAAACACGUUCCAUAGCAUUCACAAAACCAGAUCCAGAAUUUCGAAGUCAAAACUUGAAUAAUUUCAAUCUAAGGCAGAAACUAUUAUCGAUGGAUCAAGAUGAAAGUGAGGAGAAAGUCCGAGAGAAACAAUUGUUCGACAAUCACGCGAUGCUUUAUCUACUGAGACGAAGAUACAAACAUCCGGCUUCUGACGAAGAUGCCAGCUUCGAAGAAUCGCGACCGUUGCCGUUUCACUUCGAGUACAAAACUCCGAUUCCAGCCUCGUUCAAACGGUCCAAAUACCCACAGCUCUCGCAGUAUCGAUAUCCUCACAACUCGAACAACAUCCAGGACAUCAUAAAGUACCUGACCAAAGACAACGAGAAACCGAGUCGAGGAAUCAAAUUUUCAGGGGUCUACGUCAAUCCGAAAAAGUUGGAAUUCUAUCCUGAGGUUGGCGAAAUGAUGGCAAACAGCGAUAAAUCUGAGGAGGAAAAUCCGUUUCCGUUUGCCCACGGCUUUAGUUCGGAUCCAUUUUAUCAGUACAAACCGAAAAACCCAUCUGACGUGAAUCUCUUGGCCACACCCAACGUCAGAUUUCCACCGUCGGGUUUCCACAGACACGGCUCGAGCUACUACGACCAAUACUACCCGAGACUGCCGAUGAACAUUAAUGCCCAAUCGUCCUCUUCUUCUGAGUCCCAGUACGAUAAUUACGGCUCGCGGUCAACUGUAGCCUUUGGCAAAAAACGAAAGGCACAGCCGUUCAGCGUAAUGCUCGACAUUUAUCCCAUCCCGGAUGCUACUGAUCCUAGCCGUAAGUCGGCGAGGCCAAGGUCUGGACCAAAUUACAACCAUCAAAAUCAGGCUUCACACGAAGAGUACGACACCAGGCGACCUCUUCCGCAUAACAAGGGAUUGACGUAUUCUCACUUCAUACCACCCCCGCAGCCAAUUUCCUUGGUCGCAGUUCCUGGUUCGCAAGGCCCUCAGGAUGACGAGGAGCGCCAGCAGAUGAUAUUGCAUUUGAAUCUGUAUCCUAAGAGGCGUACCAAAAUAAACAGGAAUCACAUAAUCCCAAGAUCUCAACGGACGGAUCAAAGGAGCGAGGAUCCCGGAGAGGAAAGCGUACCGCCGCCGUUUGACAUCAUUGCGAAACAUUUGACCGAUCACUCGGCAAUUCAAGCAUCGAAAUUUGAGGAGACUCAGCUUUCUGACAACGCGGAUGCUUCUUCGAUAAUCAAUCGAUACGAAGAAAGCGUUUUAGCCACUGGGAAAAAAGAAGAAGAAGCGCGUAUUUCAUUUCACCGAGAAAGAGGUGAGAAAACACCUGAAAAUACGGGAUCGAUUCCUGCCAAUCAUAGACCGGACUUCGCGGUUGAGAGUAUUGGUGAAAAAUUCUUAAACAUGUCGAGCGAAGACCUCGAGAAGACAUCGAAGGAAACAUGUGAAAACUGCAAGAAUUUAGAGCCUACUGACGAUGACUCAAAAGUUGGUGAAAUUAAAGACAUUGUAAUAUCCAAGGACAUUGAUACUCCGGAGGGAUUUCAAAAUUUUGCAGAUGGCCUCUUAGCCACGGAUUGAUCCCCAAUAUUGUGAAAUCAGUAAAACCCGACGAAUCUAUUACACUAAAUUACUUCACUUAAUUGUAUUAAUACUAUUUUAUUUCCAUGUUAUAAUAUUAUUCUAUUCCAACUUUAUUUAUCAUGUUUAGCAAAGUUAAUUAUUAGGAGAUAUUUUUUGCUUUGUACUUAGUUAUUCUGCUUAUUUUUAUUGAAAAAUUGCGACAUUCAUUAAAGCUGCUUACUUGAGUCACGUAGGCCUUUGGGUGUAUUAAAUUUUUAUAUUUCACCUUGACAUUUUCACGAAUGGCGUACAAAUUUUAGAAGAGAUCUUUUCGCUUAAAUUAAAGAUUUGUUGAACGUAGCAAAGAUUACUUAACUUUUGAACUUCAGAGGAUAUCAAAUUCGAAAAAUCUCAUGAUGUUCGAGAUACGCUGUAAGAUACAUUCGAGAAUUUGUUUAUUGAAAUAUUUUUGAUGCACCCUCAAUUGUUGAAUAUCCUGAGGUACUAUCAGGUUGGGAAAGUGGAGUGUGUUGAA